AUGCGUGACGGGCGUGCUUCUUUUUUCCUCUAUCUGCUCGAGGCCCAUUUACAGGACCUCUGUAAUCAGUACCGCGCUGGCGCAUACCUGGUGGACUGGCUGGAUCGCAAUGGGCCCGCCCACAGCCCGGCCGACAGCAACACCGCCCCGGGAGACAAAGUCAUUGUGAUGGCCAAACUGGAGGAAGAACCCGCCGAUUGGGUGGAAGAACAACUACCUGACUGGCAACGAGCCAUCUACGUCGUCAACCCUACCCAAGAGACACGAACCGACGCCAAAGUCCUCACAACUCCAACAAACAAAGGCCAUGAGUCCAUGGCCUACCUCACCUACGUGAUCGACCACUACCACGACCUUCCCUCAACAAUCGUCUUCCUCCACGCCCACCGCUCCGGCUUCCUAAUGGCUUGGCACGUCGACGCCCCCCUCCACGACAACGUCGCCGCAAUGCGCAUGCUCCAACUCGAUUUUGUCCAACAAAACGGCUACGUCAACCUCCGCUGCAACUGGAACCCCGGCUGCAAGGAAGCCCACCGUUAUAACACCCACGUCACCGACCAAGUCUGGUUCGACAUCUUCGACGGAACAAGCACUCCAGCCCUCAACACUUCCUCGCCCUACCAAACGGAGUCCAGUACCCAACGCUACCUGCGCAAACCAGACCAAAUCGGCGCUGCAUGCUGUGCCCAGUUCGCGCUUAGUCGCGCCCAGGUGCAUCUCCGUCCACGAGACGAUUACAUCAAGUUCAGACAAUGGAUUAUCGACACAGAACUGAGCGACGCCUCGUCUGGACGAGUCAUGGAGUUCUUGUGGCAUGUGAUUUUCGGCAUGAACGCUGUCUACUGUCCGGAUGAGGAACUGUGCUACUGCCAGGUUUACGGCCAGUGCUAA
This is a messenger RNA of Penicillium atrosanguineum, 891 nucleotides long. RefSeq names its product DUF3431 domain-containing protein. The transcript is spliced from 2 exons. Bases 1 to 891 code for a protein of 296 amino acids. Lineage: Eukaryota; Fungi; Ascomycota; Eurotiomycetes; Eurotiales; Aspergillaceae. The record is from RefSeq and is a predicted model, not a curated record.